Molecule: messenger RNA, 664 nt
Organism: Pollicipes pollicipes
Lineage: Eukaryota; Metazoa; Arthropoda; Thecostraca; Pollicipedomorpha; Pollicipedidae
Exons: 6
Coding region: 75-536 (153 amino acids)
Source: RefSeq, a predicted model, not a curated record
GGCAUCGCGUGACGGCGCCUGUAGUCACGCGUGUUGCGGUUGUGGGGCUUGGCGGCAGCUCUCGGCUAGCGUCGAUGAAGAUGUCUGCCGCGGACACUCUACCGGACCAGGCCAGAGGGCUGGCGGCGGCGCUGGAGGCGACCAUGCGAGCAGCGGAGCAGGAGCUGACCAAAGUGACGCUGGAUGAAUUCGUCUCCAACAAGAUUGGAAUGUUUGGAAAGUUAAUCGGAUCCUAUGCAGACUUCUUCAAAAGGUACGGCGUGACAUCUCGGCAGGAGCUGGACGACCAGGUCCGGCGCCAGCGCAGCAAGGAGACGUUCACGGCCAUGGAGCAUCUGAUCGAUGUCGAGGGCGAAUGGGACGCGUUCCUGCUGGAGCUGGAUGACCGGCUGGGAUCCGGUGGACGGCAGCCGCCGGCGCUGCUCUCGCCAGCGCCACGCCACCUGCCCCUGCUGGCCGCCGCCGACGGCGCCGCCUGCCGGCUCGAGGACUGGCCCGGAUGCCGGCUGCUCGUGCUGCUGCGACACUUCGCCUGACUGCCGUGACGCGACCACGUGGCACAGAUCCAGCAGCGACAGGCCGAGUUCGCCCGGCUGGACUGCUCUGUGCUCGUGGUCUCAUUCGGCUCGGUGGAGGGCGCCCGGCGCUGGCUGGCCGACACCGG